AUGUUUGCCGUUGAGGAGCCCCUGGGUGCUGCGUGUGAAGAGGGAGGGAGGGGGAAGAAGAAGAAGAAGAUGUCAGACUGGAGGGAGGUAGAGAGGGAGGGAGAGAGAGAGAAGAAGAAGAUGUCAGACUGCAGGGGGAGAGAGACAGAGAGGGAGAGAAGAAGAAGAUGUCAGACUGAUCUCUAG
Prunus armeniaca (apricot) is the source of this 186-nucleotide messenger RNA. Lineage: Eukaryota; Viridiplantae; Streptophyta; Magnoliopsida; Rosales; Rosaceae. The record is from the annotation of a GenBank genome assembly.